Nothobranchius furzeri (turquoise killifish) is the source of this 4648-nucleotide messenger RNA. RefSeq names its product ubiquitin-associated protein 2. The record is from RefSeq and is a predicted model, not a curated record. NCBI's taxonomy places the organism in Eukaryota, Metazoa, Chordata, Actinopteri, Cyprinodontiformes, Nothobranchiidae. Gene Ontology annotation, cellular component: nucleus; cytoplasm. Gene Ontology annotation, molecular function: protein binding.
AUGUAUCAAUAAAGUCCGACUAGACGAUUCGCCCUGUUUCGUUGUUGGCUAACUGUUCGCGAGGCGAGUGCGUGCUUGUGUGUGGGUAUCUCCAUGAUUACGCGAACACUGCAUUGUGGAUGGGCCGUUCACAUGCCGGGGCUGUUAGCAUAUAGUUGUUCAUAAGUGUUGAAGCUUUUGUGGGCCAAUUUGUUUUGCUUGAUUCCCUACACCUUCGGUUCAUAGUAAAAAUAAUAGACACUGCCAGUUUUAAGUAUCAACGAACCACGCGACGUAUUUUUGUUUCGGUUAAGUUGUUAGCUUGUUGCUAACGUUAGCUUUUCUUCCGAGCUACACAAAGAGGAGUAUGAUCGCACUUUAGAGACGUUUGGUUGUUUCCUGGUUUUCUCUGUCCAUCUUGAUUUUUUUCUAUUUUGUACAUACUUGUUUUGUAUAUACUGUAUAUGAUGACUUCAGUGGUCAGCAAUCAGACCCGGGGGACUCGGGAUAAGACGCUGCCCACUACCACCACACAAACAACACAGAAACAGAUACAGGCCACAGCAGAACAGAUUCGUUUAGCUCAAGUGAUCUAUGACAACAAUGAUGCAGACUUUGAAGACAAGGUCAAACAGUUGAUUGAGGUAACUGGGAAGACUCAAGAUGAGUGCAUGGUUGCCCUUCAUGACUGCAAUGAAGAUGUAAACAGAGCCAUCAAUUUUCUGCUGGAGAGCCCAUCUGACACAAACUCCUGGGAGACUGUGGGGAAGAAGCGUAGCCUUGGUAAAGAAGGAGGACCAUCAGAUAUAAAAGAGAACAGAGAGAAAAGAGGGGAGAGAGAGGCUAGUCGUGGACGCGGGGCAUCCAACAGAAGGGGCAGAGGAAUCAGCCGAGGUCGUGAAGGCCGGUCAGAGGAGAAUGGGUUUGAUGUGGUUCCUGGAGAAAGGGGGACAGAUCGUGGACGCAGAGGGAGAGGCAGAGGAGUGGGGACGCGUGGCCGAGGAAGAGCAGCUGUUGGUAACAGGUUUUCUUCACAGGGAAUGGGCACGUUUAAUCCUGCUGACUACACUGCAAACUCUGGAGCUCAGCAGGAGAACUGGGAUGGCGAUGGCAAUGAAACUGCUGAGGGGACUGGAAUGUGGGGAGGUAAUCUGGAAGAGUGGACUUCAGAAGACUGGAAUGAGGAUCUGUCUGAGACCAAAGUGUUCACUGCCUCUUCUGCUCCAAUAAACCACAUCGCACCAGGACACAAUGUGGAUCUGGCCAGCAUACUGCCUAAGACUGUAGGAGGUGCUAUGGAUUCUGACUUGGGAGCGAUAGUCGAUGGUCCCUCAGCAGAGGAUUUGGGCCAAAGCCUGGUUUUCACUAAUUCCCAUCACAACGGACGUGCUGCAGCACACAGCUACGCACAUGCAACAGCCAACAGCUACGCCCAUGCUGCCUCAGCUAACACCACCUAUGCACAUGCUGCGCUGUCAUCAGUCAUAGGUUCUGGUUUUGGGUCCCUGAAUGCAUCUAAGCAGGCACCAACUCCUGACAUUCGGACAUCAGAGCAGCUCAAUGGGCCUCGGCUUGGUCAGAGGACAGGUCAAAUGAUGGCAACCACCAGCAACAGUAGUGUUUCCAAAGAUGCCGGUCCACCUUCACUCCAAAUUCCAGCUCCUGCUCACUCGUCUUCUGCAGAUGUUAAAGCUCAGAGGGUGGAAAACGGCCCUGUUAUGUCCCAAACCUUGGAAAGUAAGUUUCAACCAGAGCCAUCAGCGGUGCUCAGCCAGCUUGCUCAAAGGCAGCAACAGUCCUCCAUCCUUACCACCACCACGGAUACUCUGGGUCUGUCUCAGACACACGCACCACAGGUCCCUACACCACCAGGCCAUGAGUCCUCCAUUCCAUCUGUAAGAGAUGGAUCUUCUCCUGGAGGCAAACUUUCAGGUCUGGAGCUUCCUGUGGCUGAAGUCCCACAACGACAAUUAAAGACACAGAAACGUAGAGCACCUCCUCCAUCAAAGAUUCCAUCCUCAGCUGUGGAGAUGCCAGGCUCUGCAGAUAUUCCUGGUCUGAAUGUUCAGUUUGGAGCUCUUGACUUUGGAUCUGAAGCUGGUGCAGGGGACAUGUCCCAGACUGAGCCGUCCAGAGAACACCCUCCCGCUCUGGUCCAGACAAAUAUACCAACUCCUGCAGCUGUUCCCUCGCAGCAGCCUCAGAGCAGCAUAUUCCCCAAACCUGGAGCUGUGAGUGAACACAUGAGCAGCGUACCCUCAGCUGUAUCGGAUGGCAACUUCCCAUCACCAUCUUUGGGCUUACCCAGUGCUACACCUUCCCCCUCUCUUGGUCUCCCCAGCGCAGCAGCAACUCCCUCAUCCUCCUCUGUCCCUGCUACAACCAGUCGCAUGGAGAACAGUGGCCCGAGGUCCCUGCCAUCCCAUCUUGGUUUCUCACAGAGCAAAGAUGUUCCAUCAACUGCUAAUGCCCCUCUGACGAAUGGCUACAGUGGCAUGAAGACGCAGGGCACACAGGAAACGUCCUCCCGAACGAUAAAAACAGAGUCUGUUAUGACAAAUGACAGUGGCUCAGGCCAUCAUAUCCCCUCUCCUGCAGCCACACCCUCCCACUCAACACCUGUUCCUUCAAUGAACAGUCAUGUGAGCAGUACUCACUCAUCUGGAUCGACCCUCUCCCCCAGUUCCUCUCAUUCUAUGGCUGAGGAGAGCAACAACAACCUCUAUGCCAUUUCAACAUCAUCCAGCCAAGUUGUGAAUCCUGGUGCUCCUCCAAGUGUCAGUAACUCGUCCACCAAUGGUGUGCACCAAUCUGGAGGACCAGGGCUAACUUCAAAUGGCACAAACACAACAGUCUCAGCUGCAGGCAGCCGCACAGCGCCCCAACUCACCGCAACAUCAGGUAAAGCUCCUCCCAACUUGGCCCAAGGUGUGCCACCUCUCCUAGCCAGCCAGUACAUUAUGGGCCCUGGUGGCUUGCUUCCUGCAUAUCCGCAGAUCUACGGAUAUGAAGACUUGCAAAUGCUGCAGUCUCGCCUCCCCUUGCAUGACUACUAUGGUGUUACAUUCCCUGGUGCUACUAUGCCUGGAAGAGAAGGCCUGGCCAAUAAUCCAUAUUCUGGCGAGGCAACUAAGUUUGGCAGGAACGACUCUUCAUCCCCAGCACCGCCAACAAGCCUGUCCACUGCGGGGGUGCAGUCCCAGCCCCAACAGACACAGCAGACAGGGACUCCAGGCCAAGGGCUGAGUCAGAAUCAGGGUCAGCAAACACAAAAUCAGGCCUUCCUCAAUCCUCCAAUACCACCUGGUUAUGGAUACACUGGUCUGCCAUACUACACUGGCAUGCCUGGAGUCCCCUCAGCCUUCCAGUAUGGUCCUACGGUUUUUGUGCCUCCAGCUUCAGCCAAACAGCCUGCAAUGGGACUGGCCAACCCCUCCAGUCAGUACCACCAACAUCAACCCAGCUAUGGACAGCACGCUUAUGGUGCCGCCUUUGAUGACCUGUCUCAAGCCCAUGGUGGGGAAUACAGUAAGGCAGGGUACGGAGGCUCUGCCCAGUCACAGGCCAAGUCUGCAGGCAGCGGCCCAGGGAAAGCAGCAGGAUUGUCGGGAUCGGGCACUGGUGGUGGAGUUCCUGACAUGGGAGGUUCAAUUUACAGUAAAACACAGUCAUUUGAGAAGCAGGGCUUCCACACAGGGACACCACCUCCCUUCAGCCUGCCUUCAGCUCUGGGGGGAACCGGGCCCAUGAACCCUGCAGGUGCACCUGGCUAUGCCCCUGCUCCCUUCCUCCACAUCCUCCCUCCUCACCAACAACCCCACUCCCAACUGUUGCACCACCACCUCACACAGGAUGGACAGGGCGGUCCUGGUCAGCGCAGUCAGUCCAACAGUUUGCAGCAGAAAACCCAGGGCAGCAAGUCCAGCUACGGCAGCUCCCCAUACUGGGCAAACUGAGGAAUGCUUCCCAUUUCCCUCCCCCAAAAGGCUGUGUGUGUGUGUGUGUGUGCAUGAGCGCGAGUGUGUAAAGCUAAAACAUGAAAACAAAAAGCAAACAGACACACUACCCUUACAAUGAGCAUCCCUGCUCUCCCCACCUCCCCAUGUCCUCAUAAGUCCUUUGGGUUCUCUCUCUCUCCCCUCUUCAAAUUUGGUUGUACAUGUAAGAUAUUUAUGUAUGUAUUUAUAUAUAUAAAUAUAUAUAUACUGUAUAUGUAAUAGUAGAACAUGAAAUGUGGUUGCUGCAUUUUAUUUUUGAAGGACUUUUUGUUUACUUUUUUCAAAACUGCAGAAAAAGAUGUUACAUUAAUAUAGAAUGGGAUAACAGUGCGGAGGGCGCAGACUAGAAAGUGUCAGAUUUAACUGGAAGAAACCAGAAAAAGAGAGCAGUGGCACUGAUUGCAUAUGAGGACACUUCAGAUGGGGGUGGGGUUUAUAAAAACUAACUGCAUUUGUCUUUUUUUUUUAUACACGACUUCUUGAAUGGCCAGAUUCAUCUCCUUUGAACCUUUAUCCCCUCCUUGGUUUCUCCUCCCUUUUCUUCUGGACGCUGCUUGCUCUACUUGUGUGGACACCUUCCCUUUUUCACAACAACCCUGCCCAACCAAAUUUUAUAUUUUAAUUUAAUUUUAACCCUUAUUUCUCUCUAAAUAAAGUUCUGAGCAGUUUGA